Messenger RNA from Camelina sativa (false flax), 482 nucleotides. It is a transcript of the gene RTFL14, whose product is annotated as ROTUNDIFOLIA like 14. Gene Ontology annotation, biological process: negative regulation of cell population proliferation. Lineage: Eukaryota; Viridiplantae; Streptophyta; Magnoliopsida; Brassicales; Brassicaceae. The record is from RefSeq and is a predicted model, not a curated record.
AUAAAAAACGUACAAUUAAUAGUUUUAAAACUUAGAAGGUUUCUUGAUAGAUAGGAGCAAUGGCAGGGACAGUUGUGUUGAGAUGCAGUAGUAAUAGUAGCGUGACCAAGGUUAGGACAUGGAAAAAAUGUUGUUCGAAGCAGAUAAAGGAGCAAAGAGCUCGUCUUUACAUCAUCUGGAAGUGUGCCGUCUUUCUUCUCUCUUCCCAUGAUUGAUCCAUCGAUGUCUAUAUGAUAUAAUCAUAUCUCUUCUCCUUCACCACCAAUUCCUCUCUUCUUGGUUAUGUAUUUUAGCUCAGUUCCAAACUAACUAGUGUAUUAAAACGGUAAAAUAGUGUAUUGUGGUCAUAAUAUUAUUAUACCAUCAUUUGAUUAUAGAAAUAGUUGUAUAUUUUGCUAACUGUUAGUUUUUGUAAUUUUAAAAUUGUUGUAAGAACAAAAUACCAAAUAUAUAGCUGUGUGCAAAUAAUAAGUUGAUCAUCA